This is a messenger RNA of Funneliformis mosseae, 216 nucleotides long. NCBI's taxonomy places the organism in Eukaryota, Fungi, Glomeromycota, Glomeromycetes, Glomerales, Glomeraceae. The record is from the annotation of a GenBank genome assembly.
AAAUAUAUCACAAAGAAGGAUCCAAUUAAAAAUUCACCUUUAUUACUAGUGGUUUUUACUGAGAUACUUGAUGUUAAUCAUCAUCUUUUAAGAUCAAUUGAAAAUGGUAAAAGGUAUUUUCCUUUUCCAAAAUACAUCGUAGGAGAAAAAUGGAGAUUUUAUUUUGAUGGACUUAAUCAAUCCAAACCUGCUUCCAAUGGAGAAUAUUUUAUUAGG